Strongyloides ratti is the source of this 2697-nucleotide messenger RNA. Its product is annotated as Lethal (2) k14710. Gene Ontology annotation, molecular function: protein binding. The coding region runs from base 1 to 2697 and encodes 898 amino acids. The record is from RefSeq and is a predicted model, not a curated record. Gene Ontology annotation, biological process: protein localization to plasma membrane; phosphatidylinositol phosphate biosynthetic process. Lineage: Eukaryota; Metazoa; Nematoda; Chromadorea; Rhabditida; Strongyloididae. The transcript has a single exon. Gene Ontology annotation, cellular component: plasma membrane.
AUGACUUCAAAAUGGAAAGGAAGUCGUUUGGAAACUGAAAUUAAUAAUUUACGUUCUGAAUGUAAUUGGGCAAAAAUUAAAGAAUUAUUACCUAAUUUAAAAUCAAAAAAUAUCUCUACUGCAGAGGUUGAAUAUCUUCAGGCUGAGUGUGAUUUAGAGAUGUUUAUUGAAAGCCUUCAUAAACCUGGAGUCUUAAUAUAUAAUGAAAUGUUAAAAAUUAUUGAAGGAACAUGUCUAAGAGUUGUUAAAAAAUUAAGUGAAAAAAAUGAACAAAAUACUAGGAUGGAGGCAUAUCUUUUACUUGCAAAACUUCAUUAUUUUUGUGGUGAGAAUUAUCAAGCACUUCAUGAUAUUGAAAGAAGUAGAAUGGAUGCUUUAACAUCACAAUUUGUCACAUUAAGAUCACUUAAAAUGGUUGCUGAAGGUUAUGCUAUAAAAGGGCUUGCUAUAGAAUCUGAAGCAUUAAAAGGUGGGGCAGAAAAAUUAGAUGAAGAUACAAGGAUAAAAUGUUUUGAAUGUAUGAAGAUGGCUGUUGAAUUAGGAAUCAGCUAUGUAUCUGAAUUAGAAAAAAAUAUUAAUCAUACUAAUAGACCAAUUAAUAAUAUAAAAGGUGAUGUUAUUGGUCAUAUUCUUGGAUCAGUUUUACGUAAACUUCCAAUUUUAUCAAUGAAAGGAUCAUCAGCAAAUAAAAUAAUUAAAUGGGAUAUUGAAGGUAUUGAAUGGUAUAGAAAAAUUUUAAUAAAAUUAGGAGAUAAACAAAUAUGUUCUAAAGCAGUAGAAAAAUUUUCAAAGUAUCUUGCAGAAAUUUUAGUUAAACAUCGUUUUGAAAAAAACAAUGAACAUACUUCUAGAACUAUGGGUGCUAAAAAUCAAAGCUUAAUAUUUUAUUCUGGAUCAAAUCAUGGUUAUUUUUGUCCUAAUAAUAACAUCGAAGAAAUAUUAUUACUACUUUUUAUUGCUGAAGCAUUAACAUCAAAAGAUAUGAUAUGUAGUAAAGCUUCAGAUGUUUCAAAUACAAUUGGAAAAAGUCGUGCUAAUCUUAAAGUGAUACAAUCUUUUAUGACUUUGGUAUUAUCAUCUCUUGGACAAUAUGAAUUACUUACAAAUAUUUUUAGACGUUCCAUGACAUAUGCUGUUGAUGAUUAUCAAUUAUGGAAAUUUUUUAUAUAUUCAUUAAUUGGAUCAGGAGAUUUAAUUCAUGCUACGAAAGUACUUAGAGAAUUAAUUUUAGAUGUUUCAGAAACAAAUUCAACAAAUCUUAAAAAUUUAUCACAAGAAUAUAUGUUUUUAUCAAAAUUAGAGUUAGAUUCUUCACUUCAAGUAGAUGCUUCUAUUAAUGCUGCAUUAAUGGCAUUAAAAAAAACUCAAGGAACAUGGAUGGAAGGUCGGGCAACCCUUUUACAUGCAAUAGCUUAUUCAUCUAAACUUCAAACAACAUUGUCAUUUGACGAAAGAAAAUUGGUAUUGGCUAAAAGUAUUGCAUUAUUUGAAGAAGCAAUUAAACUUGAUCCAUUAGAUGAUAUGGCAUAUUUUUUAUCAGCUCUUAAUUAUUCAAUUGCAAGAGAUCUUGACAUGGCACAAAAAAGAUGUAACAAAGCAGUUGAAUUGAAUCCAGAAAAUCCAUGGAAUUUAAUGCUUUUAGCUUUAAUAUUAACUGCAAGAAAAAAUUAUGAAGCUGCUUCUAUUUGUGUAUUAGAAGCAUUAGAAGAGUAUCCAUCACAUUAUGGUUUGAUGGUAUUAAGAUUAAAAAUUGAAAUGAAAUGUGGUAAAGUUUCUGAGGCUAUUGAAACAUCAAAGAAUUUAUUAAAAUUUUGGAAGAAUGCCCAUAAACCAUGUUUUAAUUCUUAUGGACCUUCCAAUUUUUCUGGUGAGGAGAAUGGAAAUACAACUAUAAGACCUACAAAUUAUUCUUUAACUGGGAAAACAUCUGGAACUAUUAACAAAACACCUUUACCUCGAGAUAAUGGAUAUUCAUUUACACCAUUAAUAACAAAUCCAAUAACAUUACUUUCAAAUCAAUCCCAUGUUUCUAUACCAAGAGUACCUUCAUCUUCGGAUGUUUUUGAAAAAUCUUCUAUUGUAACAAGUAUUUUUGGUACAGCUCCAAGUGAAUUUGGAGCUGUUGCAUCAACAAUAACAGAAUCUGUUGGUGUCAAGUGUCCUUCUAAUAGAAGUAUAGAUCUACUAACAACAUGGCGUUUACAGGCAAAUAUUUGGGUUGAAUUAGCAGAAAUGUUUAUAGAAUAUGGUAAGCUUUCAGAGGUAUCUUCAUGUAUUGAAGAAGCAUGUAAUUUAUUUCCAAAUUCUCAUCAAUGUAUAUAUUUAAAAGGAAAAUUAUUAGCAAAAAAAGCUGAAAGUAUUGAAGAUUAUGAGAUUAAACUAAAAAUGAAAACAGAAGCAAAAAGUUGUUUCCUUGGAGCUUUAAGUAUUUCACCUUCACAUAUACCAAGUUUAACAAAUCUUUCAAAGUUAUAUGAAGAACAAGAAAUGUAUGAAAUGGCAGAAAAAUUAUAUAGAGAUGCAAUUACAAUAGAUCCAAUGAAUCAUAUAUAUUGGUAUGAAUUAGGAAAAAUUUUAUCUGAACAAGGAAGGCAUAUUCAAGCUUUAGAAUGUUUUGAAACUAGUGGUGCUUUAGAUAAAAGUACUCCUGUAAUUCCAUUUUCAGUUAUUCCAAAAACUAUACGUUGUGAUAUGUAA